AUGGCUCCUACUCAACUGGAACAAUACCUCAGUAGCAUCAUCGAUAUCGCCGUACAGGCAGACCCUGCUGCUGCUGCCUUGCUUUACGCUGGAUUGAUCAAAAACACUUUAUUAGUUCGCAAGUCCGUCAAAGGAAGAGAAGGACUUCUUGACAGGCAGAAAUGGAAGAAUAGUGUUCGCCUUGGACCCAGCGGAACACGAUUGUACGGGGUUUGCGACAUUUCACUUGAAGGAGACUCGUGUUGGAGAUAUCUUGUUAACCCUGAAGUAGAACCCUCAGCCCAAGGCGAGACGGCACAUCAACUCCCUUUACACAGCAGCCAUAGUAUACGACUAACGGUGAGAGAAGAAGGAUCUGAUGGCCCUAAGGACACAUUUACAGUCGCCACAGGGUUCAUGCAGCUCUCAAAGGAAUGGCAACAUGCUUCCCCGGAUGGAUCGUAUCAUGUCACAACGUAUGAGACUGGAUGGCCAGUUAAAGUCACAAGACUCAUUAGGGUUUGGGAAGAAGACGAGAAAAAAUGCGCUCGCAUCACAUGCAGUACAUAUGCUCGAGAACGGCCAAAUGAUGGUUUCUCAGACUUCAAUUCCGCAAAACAAAUCAGGAUAGAACUCGAACUGCUGGAUCCCUUUUACAUUAUCGUUCGUUCUAAUGAUAACUGGAAGCAGAUAUUUCUUCUGCUGUUCCACCACGCAUGCCUGAGACUCUUUAUUACGUUCCUCAACAUCUUGGAAGCAGAUGAGAUCGACCACGCAGAUGAUGCAGCCACAAACCCCAGCAAAGCCGAGCUUCGGCAGUGGAACUUGAAGACAAUCAUCAAACGGUCGUACGAAUAUCGAGACCUUGCAGAGAUGGGCCGUAAAUUGAUGUCCACCACGGAAUCUCUGAUUGAUGUUGUGAGGUCGAUGGCUCCGGUCGUUGACACACCACUUCAUACGAAUAAAUUCAUGGCCAUUGAAAUGGAAUUGCGAGGGCUCUGUCGGGAGGCAAGCGAGCAACUCCAGAACUUCUCAGACCGACUUGAUCACGAUCUGAAAUAUCUUGAGCUCGCGCGGAACAUCAACCAGAAUAGAGGCGUCCAGCAACUUACCCUCUUGGCCACAAUAUUCCUACCUUUAUCCCUCGCGGCUGGUGUUCUGAGCAUGCAAACGAGGUUCAAAGAUCUGGGAACACUACUGUACGACUUCUUCGGCGUGGUGGUACUUCUCGCGGCUAUCGUUCUCAUUAUCAUGAUCCUGUUGAGUCUUGUGGCUGUUAUGAAAGAAUUAGACAGUAAAUUCCUUCGAGUUGAAUCCUAUAGGGAGAGCUUCCGAGGAAAGUUUCUAUCAGCGGUCAACAUUGGCUUCUUUGUCUUUGGGUGCCUGGUACUGACAUCUUUCUUGGUUGGGAUGUUCAAAGAUGUUACGCUUGGGGCAAGAAUUUUGGGGUACGGGGUCGCAGCGGUAUGCGGCUUAUGGAUUGUUGCGCUGUUCCUGGUUCUCGGUGGCAUCGUGACUUGGUACUUGUGGAAUCGAUGA
This is a messenger RNA of Fusarium mangiferae, 1518 nucleotides long. RefSeq lists its product as uncharacterized. Gene Ontology annotation, molecular function: metal ion transmembrane transporter activity. Lineage: Eukaryota; Fungi; Ascomycota; Sordariomycetes; Hypocreales; Nectriaceae. Gene Ontology annotation, biological process: metal ion transport; transmembrane transport. Gene Ontology annotation, cellular component: membrane. The transcript has 2 exons. The record is from RefSeq and is a predicted model, not a curated record. Bases 1 to 1518 code for a protein of 505 amino acids.